UGCCCAUUUAUCUGCUAAACUCUUUUGGUUUCAUGAGUCGUGCAAGUAAGUCAAUAAGGCAUCGAAUACCUCAUUUGCCUAGAUUACACCUACCUAUCUCAAGUGUCGCGAUUCAUUCGAUGUUUUUCUGAUUUUCAGAGAUCGAUUAAAUCAAAAAAUUUUCUAAAUUAUUCGAUGUGUGUGUGAAUUAAGUGUAAUUUCAUCUUCGAGAUGUUUCGAUUGUUCUUUACAUCCGUUGUAUUAGUUUUAUCUUUUACUUUGGCGAAUGGAGAAAAUUGUUAUUAUUCUCGCGGAAUGGUGACCAAUUUUAUUAAAUUUUUGGACAAUAUAUUUGACUUCAUGUUUGAAACUUUCUUUGGUCUAGCGGAAAAAUAUUCAGACGAAGAUGACCUACCGCAAAAAGUAUCAUACGAUGGAUUUCAAUUAUUAAAAGUGUGGCCUCGCACUGAUGAGGACGUGGAUGACAUUAAAGUGUUUGGAGAACAACCCCGCGUUCAAAUAUGGCUUCCGGUGUUGAAAAAUGCAUCGACAGAUUUAAUCAUUCCUCCAGAUGCGUUGCCUACAAUAAAAGAAGAUUUGAAAGAACGUGGGGUCGAAUUCUCCGUCAUAAACCACAAUAUCGAGCAAGUAAUCGCCGACCAACGUGUUGAUCUGAAUGCAAGUGAGAUACAAAGACCGAAGGACAAUAAAGGAACGAAAUUUACAUGGACACGAUAUCAUUCGUACGAUGAAAUACUCGACUACAUGGAUUAUUUACAAAUGACGUUUCCAAAUUACGUGAAAAUAAUUACCAUCGGUAAAUCAUUCGAAGGAAGAGAUCUCAAAGUAAUACGAAUUUCUAGUGGAAGAUUCAGUGAUGGCUCAGCGAAGCCGGCGGCCUGGAUUGACGGAGGUAUGCGUGCUAGAGAAUGGAUAUCCAUUGUGGUGGCCCUAUUUGUCGCCAGACAAUUAACGGAAAACUAUAAGGUGAAUCAAAACCUGGUCGCUGAUAUGGAUUGGUAUAUUUUACCGGUGGUUAAUCCCGACGGCUACGUGUAUUCUUAUACUAAAGAUCGUUUGUGGAAGAAAUCAAGAUCAAUCAAUUCCGAACUUGCCAACAGAUAUUUUUGGAGGGAAGAAGAAGACGAAGAAUGUAAAGGAGUUGAUCUGGGUCGCAAUUGGGAUUUCCGAUGGAAUGAAGAUUCUUCAUCGUAUAAUCCCUGCCAUGAUACUUAUGCUGGGCCAACACCAUUUUCAGAACCAGAAACCAGAGCGAUGUCGAAUUUCCUAAAACAGCACUCCAAAGAGAUAAUUCUGUAUUUGAGCCUUCAUUCGUAUUCACAAACGUGGCUAAUACCUUGGACUUCGAAUAACAUGAAAUCUCACGAGUACGCAGACCUUUUAUUUAUGGGCAGAAAAGCUAUAGAAGCAUUGCAAAAAUCUCACGGUAUUACGUACGACUUGAUUUCAAAAAACGAUAACGCGAAUACUGAAUCAGGUAGUUUUUCUGACGAUUGGGCCAAAAAUAAAUUAGGAAUAAAAUAUAGCUAUACCGCAGAAUUACGUGACAAAGGUACAUAUGGCUAUUUAUUACCCGCAAGUCAAAUUUUACCCACCGGAAAAGAAAUGUUCACUGCCAUCAAAACGCUUUCACGAUCUAUUUUAAGUAAUACUGUAAAUAAAAAUGCGAAAUAUUAAAUAAAAUUAAUAAUUUAUAGGUCUGUUUAAUUAAUGGC
This is a messenger RNA of Planococcus citri (citrus mealybug), 1715 nucleotides long. RefSeq names its product carboxypeptidase B-like. Gene Ontology annotation, molecular function: metallocarboxypeptidase activity; zinc ion binding. The record is from RefSeq and is a predicted model, not a curated record. The transcript has 7 exons. Gene Ontology annotation, biological process: proteolysis. The coding region runs from base 211 to 1677 and encodes 488 amino acids. NCBI's taxonomy places the organism in Eukaryota, Metazoa, Arthropoda, Insecta, Hemiptera, Pseudococcidae.